GUUAAAAUGAAACUUGUUGUUAGUGACUCUCCUGAAACUUGAUAUGGAACUUUACGGAUUGUCAGAGCCUUUCAAAACGAUAUAUACAACCUGAUAAAUGAAAUAGUUUUCUGAUGGCAUCCGGGGUUCAUAUGGGCCCAGGAUUUCACGGCUUUAUAAAAGAUGUCCUUAGGUGUAGAAGCCAAGAGGAGGAAAAAGAAUUUGUCAACCAUGAGCUGGAGCUAAUCAAAGAGAGCUGGGAGAAAAAUGGUGUUUUGCAGGAAUCUGCCUGUGACUACCUAUGUCGCCUUGUGUUCUGUCACACACUGGGCUACGAUGUCUCUUUUGGUCUAAUGUACCCGGUAAUGAUGGCAAUGCAGGGCUCUGGAGUGGAGAAAAGAAUAGGUUAUAUGGCGGCCAUGUAG
Messenger RNA from Saccostrea cuccullata (small rock oyster), 404 nucleotides. Its product is annotated as AP-4 complex subunit epsilon-1-like. NCBI's taxonomy places the organism in Eukaryota, Metazoa, Mollusca, Bivalvia, Ostreida, Ostreidae. The record is from RefSeq and is a predicted model, not a curated record. The coding region runs from base 114 to 404 and encodes 96 amino acids. Gene Ontology annotation, cellular component: AP-4 adaptor complex. The transcript is spliced from 4 exons. Gene Ontology annotation, molecular function: cargo adaptor activity.